This is a messenger RNA of Histoplasma capsulatum G186AR, 552 nucleotides long. RefSeq lists its product as uncharacterized. Lineage: Eukaryota; Fungi; Ascomycota; Eurotiomycetes; Onygenales; Ajellomycetaceae. The transcript has 4 exons. The record is from RefSeq and is a predicted model, not a curated record. Bases 1 to 552 code for a protein of 183 amino acids.
AUGAUUGACCAUAAAAGGCGGCCAGCCUCUCCAAGCCGUUCAUUAACGGCCCUUGCUGUGGAAGGGAUGCCGUUGCUGCACGAGUUCUAUUUUCAGACUUUGUCCUCGGAUAUUGUUGGCUGCUGCGCCGUGCUUCUAUGCCUGGAUAGGGCUCCCUUCCCCUCCAGAUCCAUCGUUCUUCUCACUCCUAAGCAUAAGCCGAGCGUCCCCGGCCCUGGCACUAUCAUCAUCAGUUCAGAUGUGGAGAUGGAUGAACACCGGCCCCCGGCACGAAAGCUGCAAAGGAAGAGACUCCACACAGACUAUAGCAAUCUGAGAAUUCAUAACAUCUUUGAGAUGAAGCAUGUGAAGAAAAAAGCACUGAAAGAAGAAGUGCAGCACCUGUGUGUAGAAAUCAUUAGAAAGAAUGAGCUGGUCAACAGACUUGAGACUGAAGUCUAUGAUCUGAAGCAUCAGUGUCAAUGUCAGAUCUGUUAUAUCAGCCCACCAGUUCUCUCAACAGUGUUGAUGAUAGAUUUGAACAUAUUCAAGAUGUGGUAUCACAACUUCUGA